CAAUCCCUUCUCAAUUCCUAGUUUCCUACCCAGCAAAAACCAAACCCUUGUACAGGGAAUCCCGUCCAUAGACUGCGUCGUUUUUGAGCAUCUUCUUCAAGUAACUCGUGAGGUCCUUCCUCUUCUGGACGGACCUCUGCAAAACCUCCCCUGUCCCCUUCCUUCCUUCAUUCAUGGAGGUCUGCUGCCCUCCAAUCCUUCAAACCUCUCUCCCAUGUCCGCACUUUCUUCCCAAAUUCACUGCCUCCACUCGGCCCAGCAGACACUCCUACAGGUUUCGAAUUUCCAGCUCCAAAUUGAGCAACACUACGCCCACUGCUUCUGCUUCCGUCUGGCUAUCCCUCUCCCAGUCCAGGGAUUUCAGGGUUUCCGCCCAUUUCGGUCGGCGCAGGGUUCGCCGGAACCAUCUGCGGAAGAAGCUCACUGGGGACCAAAAGGUGCGUCUCGAUAAUCCUGAUCAUCUUCUUGACCCGAAUUCUGGGCCUCGAGCUCCGAGUAUCGGCCAGCUUCCGAAGGACGAUAUCGUACCCGAUAAUGAGUUUAGUAAUGUUAACAACGGCGGUCCCAAACAGAGAGUGUUGGGAGAAUCUGUUCUUUGGGAUAAGCUGGAGAGCUGGGUUGAUCAGCAUAGGAAGGAUGUGGAGUUAUGGGGGAUAGGGUCGGGUCCGAUAUUUACUGUCGUUCAGGAUUCAGAGGGGAAUGUCAAGCACGUUACGGUUAAUGAGGAUGAGAUACUCAAGAGGAGCGGAACUGUCCCAGGAAACUUGAAGGAUGUGAGCUUAAAGAUAUUGCGAGCAAAGAGUUUGGCUCGGGAAAUGGAGAGCGGUAAUAAUGUUAUUCCAAGGAACAGUUCAGUGGCUAAGUUUGUUGUUUCAGGGAAGGAAUCGGGCAUCCUCCGCACAAUUCGGGGUCUUACGCUCCAGCCUGGUAUAAGUCCCAAGUUGUCUGUUGCCGGGAGGAUGACAUUGUGCGGUUUACUUGUGAUAUGGGCUGUUAAGUUCUUGUUCAGUAUGGGCAAGAGGGAGGUGAAGUACACGCAGUUCGAGAAGGAAAUGGUGAGGAGAAAGAUGAAGUCGAGAAAGGAGAAAGAGCAGCUGGAGAAAGGCAAUGUGGAAGUUCUACCAGAAGCUUCAGAGCCAUCGGCUGUUUUCACUGAAAGGCCUAAGCUGAAUAAGGAAGAGCUUAUGAAAAGUAUUAGGCAAGCAAAUUCAGCAAAGCCUAAAUUGGUUUUGCCAGAUCAUUUUACUCCGUCCAAGACUGAUGAAGCUCUUGGAAUCCAUAAUAAAGUUGAGGAAAUUAGAGAAAUGGCUAGGAGGGUUAGAGAAAUUGAGGCUAGUGAUUGGGUCGACGGAAAGGAGCUGAAUGAAAGUGAGAUAAUUGAGAGGCUCCCAAAGAGAGGGAGUGAUGCGAUGAAACUCCCGAAUGGAAAUUUGGAGGGAGUAUCCAUAAAUGGAACUGAAAUGACGUCUUUAAUUAAUGGUUCCCACAAUGACGUAUUGGCAGAAGGGAAUGAAAAUAGACGAACUUUCAGUGCCUUAGACUUGGAGGUUCCUGGUGACAUGAGGCGGAUGGAGCAGAAUGCGAAUGAUGAGAAGGGCAAACCAAAUGCAACUGAAUCGAGAGAGGUCAGUGAAUCCUUAGAUCCUCUUGACAAUCAACUAAAUAAGGAAAGUGCUGUCAGAAGAAAGCCAAGGAUCAUACUUUCUGUUAAAGAAGCUAGAGAGUACCUCUCCAAUAUGUCUGAAAGGCAAGAAACUGCUCAAGAAACUCCCUCUGUGCUAGAUAAUGGGACUGAUUUACCAGAUAAUGGUGUAAAUGAGAACAUAAAAAAUCAGUGCUUCGUCGGAGACGAGAAAUUGCUUGAAGCUGAUCCAAGAUUUUUGGAUGAUGAGGCUGCUCCAAGUUUGGAAUCGCUUCCAAGCAAGGAAAAUGGUCGGGUAAGUUCUGAAAAACAAGGCAGAGUGAAUCAUGUCGACACUCCAUCAGGUAACAAGAUCAAUGGUUCAACUACAUCAACCAAACCAUCAGUAAAGACUGAAAACUGGAUGGAGGAAAACUUUGAUGAAGUUGAACCUAUAGUUAAGAGAAUUGGAGCUGGUUUUAGGGACAAUUACAUGGCUGCAAAGGAGAAAGUAAAUCAGAACUUGGAUGUAGUGUCUGAAAUGCCACAGCUUGGGUUUGCUGGAGAUGAUGAUGAACUGGAAUGGAUGAAAGAUGAUAAUCUUAGAGAAAUUGUUUUUCAAGUUCAAGAGAAUGAGUUGGCAGGAAGGGACCCUUUCUAUUCGAUGGAUGCUACGGAUAAAUGUGCAUUCUUUGAGGGUCUUGAGAAGAAAGUUGUGAGAGAGAAUGAAAAGCUGCAGAACCUGCAUGAAUUCCUGCACUCAAACAUUGAGAACCUUGAUUAUGGAGCAGAUGGUAUCAGCUUGUAUGAUCCUCCGGAAAAAAUCAUUCCACGGUGGAAGGGACCUCCCCUGGAAAAGAAUCCCGACUUCCUUAAGAGCUUUCUGGAAGAGCGAGAAGCAAUCAUAAGAGAAGCUAGAGUUCCUUACCCUAUGAAGAAGGAUGAACCAAGCACUGUUCAGGAAUCAAAACAAACCCCAAACCAUGGGACAAAAGCAGAUUCCUCUUUAGCUAUUAAUUUAAGGAACUCUGACAGUAAGGACUCAAAAAAGCCCAAGAUAGUUAUAGAAGGCAGUGAUGGGUCUGUCAGAGCCGGUCAAAAGGCAGGGAAGGAGUACUGGCAGCAUACCAAAAAAUGGUCCCGUGGGUUUUUGGACUCUUAUAAUGCUGAAAUUGAUCCAGAAGUUAAGUCCGUAAUGAAGGAUAUAGGGAAAGAUCUGGAUAGAUGGAUCACAGACAAGGAAAUAGAAGAAGCUGCUGAUCUCAUGAACAAGGUACCUGAGAGAAAUAAGAAAUUUAUUGAAAAGAAGCUUGACAAAAUCAAAAGAGAAAUGGAACUAUUUGGACCCCAAGCAGUUGUUAGCAAAUACAAGGAAUACACAGAAGACGAGGGAGAAGAUCAUUUAUGGUGGUUAGAUCUUCCUCAUGUACUGUGCAUUGAAUUAUACACGAUGCAAGAUGGGGAGCAAAAGGUGGGGUUCUAUUCUUUGGAAAUGGCUGCAGAUCUUGAGCUGGAACCAAAGCCAUAUCACGUCAUCGCUUUCGAAGAUCCAGGUGACUGCAAAAACCUUUGUUAUAUAAUUCAAGCUCACAUGGAGAUGCUGGGAAAUGGCCAUGCUUUUGUAGUCGCUCGCCCUCCAAAGGAUGCUUUUCGGGAAACCAAAGCAAACGGGUUUGGUGUAACCGUCAUUAGGAAGGGGGAACUUCAGCUUAAUGUGGACCAAACAUUGGAGGAAGUGGAAGAACAAAUGACAGAAAUUGGAAGCAAGAUAUACCAUGAUGCGAUCAUGAGGAAUCGUUCCGUGGAUAUAAGCGCCUUGAUGAAAGGAGUUUUUGGUGACAGUGGGAAAAAAUCCAUAAAGAGGAAGUUAAAGCGAAAGUUAAAGAAGCCUUCCAAAAAAGGUAGGUGAAACACCUUGCGUGCAUUUAGCUUAAUCUGAUGGGACGAGUGUGCAAGUGCUCCAGAACCAGAGGGUAAGCUGCCUCCUAAAGUAUUACUGUGGAUUGGUGAAAAGUACUUCAAUCAAUUUUGCAUCCUCACUUGCUGCCAAGACUAAACCUAGUAUCGUGCCUAUUCAAGACCUGCCGAAAUCAGUGGUUAUACUGAGCAGAAGUCACUGUUGAUUUGGCUUGUGUGAUGGAUGGGAUGGAGCUCGAUAUUAGCUGCUCGCACUCAUGCUCGAGUCCCAACUGUGCUGACAUCUUUAAUAUGUAGAUCCUGUAUUCGUGGAGUCGGGACAACUGCUUCUUGUCUUUCAACUAUAAGCAGAAUGAGAUUUUGCUUCUCCUUGUAGUUCUGCUUCAUCUGUAGGCUUUUCCCAUCUGAAUGUAUAGACUCCCUCCGAUGUUUUAUUACGAAAGCAACAGAGUUCAAGGUCUGUAAAUACUAGUUGGUCUUUGUAUCCCUCCACUGAGAAAUUAUUUGUUUAUUUAUACAAUGUAUUUUUGCUGGAUAGCACAUUGAAA
This is a messenger RNA of Punica granatum (pomegranate), 4086 nucleotides long. Lineage: Eukaryota; Viridiplantae; Streptophyta; Magnoliopsida; Myrtales; Lythraceae. The record is from RefSeq and is a predicted model, not a curated record.